Molecule: messenger RNA, 15849 nt
Organism: Cavia porcellus (domestic guinea pig)
Lineage: Eukaryota; Metazoa; Chordata; Mammalia; Rodentia; Caviidae
Gene: Rpgrip1
Product: RPGR interacting protein 1
Exons: 25
Coding region: 20-3784 (1254 amino acids)
Biological process (GO): retinal rod cell development; non-motile cilium assembly
Cellular component (GO): photoreceptor connecting cilium
Molecular function (GO): thromboxane A2 receptor binding
Source: RefSeq, a predicted model, not a curated record
AGAGAAUUAGAGGGCAAGAAUGCACCCAGGAAAAGAAGAACUGGAGAGAGCUCUCAAGAGGAAGCGGGGAUUGAGCCCUUACAAUAUAAGAAUUAGGACAAUGUCACAACUGCUGGACCAUACAUCAGAUGACCUGCCAGUUAGAGACACGGACUCAGUAUCUCAGUGGAAAGGUAAGAAUAUAAAAGCCCAACCAGUCCUGAGCAGGAUGGACCGAGAGGAACUGGAGGACAAUCUCUUUCGACUACGUGAAGAGCACAUGUUGGUGAAAGAUCUGUUUUGGAAGCAACAGGAGGAGAUUAAAAGGCUGAGGACGACCUUGAUGCGCCUGAGACUGACGGCCGCGGGCGGGGACCUGCGGGCCCGGGCGGCCGCCGCUGCGCGGAAGUCGGAGCCCGCGGGGCGGCAGCGCCAGGCGGCAGGGCGGCCCCCCACGCAGCCGCGCGUCCCGGGGCAGCGGCGCCCCGAGAGGCCCAGGCUCCCGGCGCCAGCCCCGCUGCUUCCUUCGGCUCCAGGCCGCGCUCCGCCUCGGGGCCCGCCGGGACGCAGACGGCUGCACACCGCCGGCGCCAGGGUGCCCGAGCGACCCUCGCAGGGUUCAAGGGAUCGGCCGAGCUACACAGCCCCUGCCAGAUUCAAGGAGCAUGCGAUACAGGAAAGACCCAGAGAAGAAGCAGCCUGUGAACCGGAUGAACCUGCCCACCUUAUGGCCAAUGACAGUAUGCAAAUGGAAGAAGCACCAACGUCUCCUGAGAAAAUGUUGUCCAACAAUGAACAGUUUGGUCAGAAAAGCUCGCUGGAGUGUGCUCAGAAGGCUGCAGAGCUUCGCGCCUCCAUUAAGGAGAACGUGGAGCUGAUCCGACUGAAGAAGCUCUUGCACGAAAGGGACACGUCCCUGGCCGCCACGAAAGCACAGUUAACAGACGUUCAAGAGGCAUAUGAAACCUUGCUCCAGAAGAAUCAGGGACUCCUGAGUGCAGCACACGAUGCCCUCUUCAGCCAAGUGGAUGAGCUGAGGGCAGAGUUCAAGGAGGAGAGCAAGAAGACUGCGAGCCUGAGGAGCCAGCUAGAAGACAUGGCCAUCCUGCAGAGGACCCUGGAGGAGUUUCAGGAAAGAGUUGAAGAUUUGGAGAAAGAACGAAAAUUGCUGACUGACAAUUAUGACCGACUCUUAGCAGACGUGCUGGACAGCAGCAAGCAGCCACCCUGGAGCAGUGAGCCUGCAGGUGAGCAGCUGAGGCAGCAGGUCUCUCAGCUGCAGGACCAGCUGGAUGCUGAGCUGCAGGAGAAAAGGAACAUCUUGCUUCAGCUGUCCACAGAGAAAGCUCAAAAUGAAGAUCUGAAGCUUGAAGUCUCCAAUAUCCUUCAGAAGCAUAAACAGGAGGUGGAAAUGCUCCAUGAGGCAGCCGCCACAGCCCUGGCUCCAGACAGGCACUCCGAACUGGCUCUGCUCCCAGUCCCAUUCCUAGAGGCAGCUCAGAGCGAGCCUAGUGAACCAAAAGCCCAAGAAGAGAAGAAACUGUCCCAGAUGCUGAAUGAGCUGCGAGUGUCACAUGCAGAGACCACCCUGGAACUGGAAAAGACCAGAGACAUGCUUCUUUUGCAGCGUCAGAUCAAUAUGUGCUAUCAGGAGGAGAUGGAAGCAAUGAUGACAAAAGCUGAUAGCGAAAGUAAAGAUCACAGACAAAAACUGGAGCGGCUGAGUCAACUCCUCGACCUCAAGAACAACCGAAUCAAGCAGCUGGAAGAACAGCUCAAAGACGUCGCUUAUGGCACCCGACCACCGUCAAUAUGUCUGGAAAUGAUGCCAGCCCAUGGGGAUGAGAACGGAGUGGACAUUUCUCUACUGCAUCUGGGCGAGAAUCUUUUUGAGUUGCACAUCCACCAGGCUUUCCUGACAUCCGCUGCCCUGGCUCAGGCCGGAGACGUCCAGCCCACCACUUUCUGCACCUAUGCUUUCUAUGAUUUUGAAACCCACUGCACUCCAUUAGCAGUAGGGCCACAGCCCCUCUAUGACUUUACUUCCCAGUACGUGAUAGAAACCACUUCCCUUUUCUUGCACUAUCUUCAAGGAGCUUCUGCCCAGCUUGAUUUACACCAGGCUGUGGCCAGCGAGCACCGGACUCUUGCAUCUGCACGGAUUUGUUUUGACAAGGUGCUAGAGACCGUGGCGAAAGUCCACGGUUCAGCCACGCUGACUGGAGCUGGUGGACAAGACUUUGGGGUGCUAGAAUACUGGGUGAGGCUGUGCCUGCCCCUCAAAGCCAGCCUACAGGCAUGCCGUAGGCAGAAGAAAGCCCAGGCCUACCUGUCAACCAGUGUGCAUGGAGCAAGGGAGGCCCAGGAGAAUGAGGCCAGAUUGGACACCUCAAGCCCUGCGAACGAGCUGCGGAUUGAAAUCACCAGGUGCUGUGGCCUGCGGAGUCGACAGUCAGGAGCUCAGCCCAGCCCCUAUGCCAUGUACCGCUUCUUCACCUUCUCUGACCACGACACUGCCCUCAUCCCCACCAGCGACAACCCCUACUUUAAUGACCAGGCCCUGUUCCCAGUGCCGCCGAGCGAUGAGCUGGAUCAGUACCUGAGGCGGGAGGCCCUGACCGUGUAUGUUUUUGAUGAUGAAGACCCCGAGCCUGGCUGUUACCUUGGCCGGGUCCAAGUGCCCUUGCUACCUCUUGCACAGAAUAAGGUUAUUAAAGGUGACUUUACCCUCACUGACCCUGCUGAGAAACCAAGUGGAUCCAUUCAGUUGAAGCUGGACUGGAAGUCUCACUACCUCCUUCCCGAGAGCUUCCAGAAACACGAUGCGUACACUGAGAACUGGCUGUCAUCUGCUGAGGUUCCCCCCGAAGCUGGCCAGUGCCAAACAAAGAGGAACCCUCCUCAGAUGGGAGCCGGGAAGGAAAAGGAGCACCAGGUUGUGAGCUACUGCAGAAGAAAGCAUGGCCACAGAACAGGUGUCCAGGGAAGGAACAGACUGCAGUAUUUCAGUCGUAACGUCUUAAGUGGAGACUUGAUACAACAGGUGAACUACACCGAGUGGGUGUCCUCAGGGCUGCACAUCUCAAAAGAUGGCAGUGUUAAAACUCAGACCGAGGAAGAGGAGAUGACGUUACCCCAUUCGGCACCGAAAGAGGAGGAAUCCCCGCAUCCUGUAAAUGUGGAUCAAGAAUCCUCUGAACAAGCUUCUGAAGCCAGCGAAGCACAGACUACUGACAGUGAUGAUGUGGUAGUGGCAUCUGUGUAUCAGAAGUACCCCAAGGCAGAUUCAGAGAAAAUGUGCAUCGAAGUUGUCUCCCUGGCCUUCAACCCAGAGGCCGAAGUCAUGGCUGAUGAUAACGUAAAGCAGGUGUACGUGGAGUACAGGUUUCAUGAUCUGCCCCUGUCUGAGACAGAGACGCCGGUAUCCCUGCGGAAACCGAGGGCAGGAGAAGAAAUCUACUUCCACUUCAGCAAAGUGAUUGACCUGGACCCUCUGGAGCAGCAAGGCCGAAGGCAGUUCCUUUUUGCUGUGCUGCAGGCGCAAGACCCAGAGCAAGGACACUUAAAGUUUACGGUAGUAAGUGAUCCUAUGGAUGAAGACACAAAAGAAUGCGAAGAAGUAGGAUAUGCAUAUCUUGAACUGUGGCAGAUCCUGGAAUUUGGAAGAGACAUUGUAGAGCAAGAGCUAGAGAUUGUCAGCCCCCGAGACCAGGAUGUGGUAAUAGGAAGGCUGAAGGUGUCCCUGCAGGCAGCCGCGGCCCUCCACAGCAUUUACCAGGAGAUGACGGAGUAUGUGCUGUCCUGAAGGGUCAGCGCCCUCCACUCUGCAGUCUGAGGGAACCACAGUGAAGUCCUGUGUGAAGUAACCUGCCAUACACUAGGUGUGUUUGCUGGAAUAUCCACACUUCUCAGCCUAAGAAUGAAGUCUAGAAUGGUACUAAUUGGACAAAGGCAUUUUCUUUGAACAUUUUGGUGUUUUACCAGGUGAGAAGCAGGGUUCAUUUCACGGACUGCAAAGGAAUGGUUACAAAAGGCAAGUUUACAAAAACAAAGCUAACAAAAACCCCACAGUUUAUUUAUCUUUUAGUUUUUCCAAAAUUGAAAAUAUCAAGUCCUACAGCUAAGGAGAAAAAAACAAACAAACAUAAAAUCUGAGCACCCUCCCCCCUUUCUCUGAAGCCAUGGACACGGAAGGAAGUGCAGGGGGUGGGCGGGCGCAGAGAACCAGGAGGGAGGAGGGCAAGGAAAACUCCCUGCACCUAAAAAGCCGGUAAACAGAAAGUGAUAAAUACAGGACACUGGCAGGGUAAAUAAAAUGGGGCAGCAGGGCAGAGGCUGUGUGGUGGAUACGGCCUCCCGUCCCUUUCUUCUCUCCUCAGGCAAUGCUAGGCCCAAGGCACGAUCUGCCCCAGAUUGAAAUCUUGACUGCCCCAGCCUCCCUCUAGAUUUCACCUAAAGUAGUGAAUGAGGCACACAAACCAUUUUUCCUUUGAUAUAUCAGAAAAGAGAAAUUGGUCAUUUUGCCUUCUAUCACUGUAUCAUGUGUAAUUUUUAAGAAAGUGCCGAGGCAGGGAGUGUCACUGCUUCAUAUGUUUCUAAGGUGGCAGAAAUACCUCGGAAUCUGCAUGAGCCAGUAACCAGGAAACCUCAGAUGAAGGCACCAGCCCAAUCUGCCUCAUAAGCUCAGACCAUAUGGGUCACGUGAUCAUUAGCAACUCCUAGGAACCUUUGCUUGAAUAUUGCAAAGAUGGAACAUAGGACACGGGAGGAAGGUCCCGGCUGUAGGGUAAGAUGAGGACUGAAUCUGCUGGUCAAGAACCACAGGACAGGUGACUAAGGUCACCUUGUACCACUGUCCUGGAAAUACAGCUUUGAGGCAUCAGAGAUGUCGGCAGCCAUCGCUGUCCUGGCAGAAGAUGACAGAAGAGCGGAAUGAAUGGUGUUUAUUAACAGUGGGAGCCUCCACCCUUCUUCAAGAGCACUUCCUCCCCUGCCAUCUGAACGGGGCCAUUGACGCAUGUCCUGGUGGUCCUGGAUUCCCCGAGUAGAUUGGUCCACACAAAUGGCCCCCUAAACCCAUAAACACAAAUGGCAAAACUUCAAAGAAAAUGAAAGGAAAAAGCCCAGUUUCUAUGUCAUGUAAAAUUUUCUGGAGUUGGCUGGAGGAAGAGUGGAGCUCAGAGCUAAAGUCCAGGGGUUACUUCCUCUUUUUCUUGGGAGGUGCAGAGCUGUGUCUAGAACCCCGGUUGGAGCCUCGGCCUGAACUGUGCACAGACGCCUUCCGCUUCCGGCUCAUACUUCGACUCUGUUCCUCUUCUUCCUCAUAGCGACUUUCACGGUCAGCUACAUGGAAUGAAGAGGUGUUAUCAGUUAGCUUUAGUCACCUACUAUUUCUGGCUGGCAUAUAAUAUCAUGGAGAAUCCAUUCAGUUUCUAGUUAUGUGACCCUAGGCAAGUGCUUAAAUUUUCUGAGCCUUGGUUUACUGAUUUAUAACACAGAGAUUUACGUAAGGAAUUAAAGAAGCUAUUUUGUGCUAGGUACCUACCAUGUCAUUUGGGAUAGGUCAGGUAAUAAACUUCCUCUUCAUCUUUAACUUGUGUUUACAGUUUGGUUUCAGAGUAACUACGUAGGGACUAGCACUAUACUGACACACCUAACUUGGAAUCUUACAUAAUUACAUGAUAUCUUGGUUCUAGGCAUGCUAGAGGCUUAGACUGGGAAAAAAGCACCCACCUAGGCACUCAUGCCUUACACUUGAGAGUUUAAGGACACAUUCCAGACCUAAUUUCUCCUUUGGUCAAUGAAGUUACAGGUGUGGCUUAGUAUCAGAUUUACAGUGUUUUUUGUUAUCUCAUUAGGCUACUAAUAUUAAAACCUCAAAAUAUACAAAUGUGUCAGAAACUUCUUCCUGUUGCUCAAGUUGAACUCAAACUCCAAUCUUCUUGGUCUUAGCCUCUAGUUCUGGGAUUACUGGCAUGCACUACCAUGCCUGGCUAGAAAUUUAUACAUAAAUAAAUGGGUAAGUGUAACAGGCCAAACAAAAGCAACAAAAUCUUUUAACCUUUUCGGGCUUCUUCUUCCAGUUCAUCCCAGUCUUUCCCACUUUCUUCUUCACUACCCAGGGAUUCCUUUGAGUAGUCUGGAAUAACAAUGAUUACGAGUAAAGUCAUGCAGGAAUGGAUGACGUGAUUUUUCUCUUUGCAAAAAUAGUUCCAGAAAGAAAACUAGAUUAGGGAGCCAUGACAAAUUUUUUGUUACAGAGACUAACCUGAUUCCUCUGCUUCUGAUGAAUAAUCUUCAUCGCUGUCUUCCUCUUCCUCUUCAUAGUCAUCCUCUGAAGGAUUGAAAGUCUCAUCUUCGAUUUCAGACUCUGAAUCCCCUUCCUCAGCAUCACUCCCCUGGGUAAGAUAGAGUGCAAUACUAUUUAUUUAUUUUACUCUCAUUUAUAGCAAAUUAGUCCAUCUAGUAUCUAUAGUACUAUAUACUAUCUAUAGUAUCUAUAGUACUACCAGCACUUUACAUGGAAAAAACAAAAACCCUGAAUGACCAAAAGACUAGUUUCAUUACUGGUAAGGUAUAGUCAUCAUACCCUUCAACAUCUAAUUUCUUAAUUCUUUUCUGUUUUUCCCUUUCCUUUUUUGUGCUGGCAAUUGAACCUAGGAGACCUGCACAGACCAAUCUGUAUUGUGAAAGGAUUGUUUUCUCCUUCUUUGCUAAGAGAAAUUAAGGACAGAAGGCAGGCAGGCACUUAUGCCACUGAGCUAAAUCCCCAACUUGAAAGAUUAUAAAAAUGCAAAGUACUUUUUGUGACAUGCCCUAAAUCUGUCCCCCAUACUAAGAAACUCAGUAAAGACGAGUUUAUACAAUCAACGAACUUCCUUGUCAGUGGCUACCAAUGCCCCAUCAAUUUAUCAUUUAGUAUAAACAUGUCAAGCUGUGAUUCAGAGUUUGCAGUCUCAGCUGUUCAUGGAUUCUUCCUUACAACCCAACUAGCAACUGUUCAUGGAAACACCCGCAAUUUAGCGAAAACCACAAAUACCCUCCACAGUCGUUCUUUUGGCAGGAGGUUUCCAAGUAGUUGUGGAGUGCUAUUCAGUUCUCCUUGCUGGCGGGCAGCUGCCCUGUGACCACUUUUGGCAGAUGCUCCAGCAUUCCUAUGUCAUGACAGACUGCUGUACUAAGACCCUAAGUUCCCUGAGAUGCAGCCAAAAUGCCCUGCAUCUUCUAAGUAUUUAUUAAAUUAAAUAAUGUAGUAGCUGAAGACAUAGAAUAUUUAGGGUUUAAACUAUAAAAAUAUGCAUUUUUCUGACUGUAUCUGCAAUUUUCAGUUUUGCACAAUUUGUGGGUGCUCUAGGAACGGAAUCCUUGCCAACUUGCUGGGUGCACUGUACCCCUAAGAGCACUCUGAAGACAUGGCUGUUCAGCGGCUCUUCAAGCUGCCCUGCCCUGUACCAUCCCUGUGUCAUUCUGCAACUGCCCAGACAGCAGCAGGAUGCACUGUAUCCCACACUCACGCACCUCACCCUCAGGUUCCAGGAAAGACCAGCCACCCUGCUCAAAGAAGCCCUCAGGGUCAUCCACAAUGGUCUUCAUGAUUUUGGUCCAGUUGAGGGACUGUACUCCUUCGGUGUACUUUAGGUCACAGGAACUGAGAGAAAUGACAUUAUGAAAUCAGCAUCAAUCUUCUGUAUUUUGGGGAAUGUUCAGUAUCACUCACCUUGGACAUCAGCAUGCCUGCGGAACACAUAAUCCUUCCCUGAUAGGGGAACAGAUGCUCUUUGCUCUGUGCCCCCCACGUGUGCCCACCUGGCUACCUCUUCUCCCUCAGCACAAACCCUGGGAACAGAGCCCACUUCGGCUUCGUAAUCCGUCCCUCAAUUGAGUCUAAGCUCACUGACUUCCUUAUUUCCAUUUUCCCUUUAAACAUCAAUUUCCCAGCCCUUCAUUUAGUCUUUGUUCUUCCUUCUCCAUGCUUUCCCCUCUCUUCACUGAUUCCAUACUUAUUGGUGAGUAAGUUGAACUCACAACUACUUCUGGGACUCAUAUGUUGCAGCUCCAAUCAUUCACUCCACUAUAAUUAAGAAAUAGGGACAAUUUUUAGUGGUCCUAGAUUUCCCUCCUCAAAAUUCCACUGUUUUAUUAUCUCUUAUUUAUUUGACAAAAGGUCUGUUUGAAGUCCAAGGCGCAUUAAAAAAAAGGUAAAAGUUUAAGUAACUUUUCACUCACUGCCAUUGAUUAGCUAAAAUAGAUAAGGAUGAAACCACACAUGUGUGAAUAGGGAGUGUGGUAAGAGGAUAAAAUGGCCAGAGAAUACAAUCCUUGAAAAGUGGAAAGCAAGGUUUUGUCCCACAAUUGCCCCUGUUUUCUGUAUGGAGGCAAUUCUCAGGCUGUGUUGAAGUGUGGAACACAAGGAGCUAAGAAACAGAGUUUGUGGGCUGGGGAUUUAGCUCAGCGGCAUAAGCACCUGCCUUGCAAGCAGGCGGUCGUGAGUUCGAUCCCUGGUACUGAUAAAAAUGAAAAAGACAAAAAAAUGAAAAAGACAAAAAAAAAAAAAAAAAAAAAAGAAACAGAGUUUGUGGAGAUUGGGACAUUUAGAAUUUGUGGGAUGCAGUAGCGGAGCAGAGUUACAUGGGAAAGAAGUUCUUUAGCUGAGGCCUGAUCUACACACAUGACAUGAAUCUGCAUCUGGGUAAGCAGUGGUCCAGAUAAACCCUAUGUUUCACACACAACUAAAAAUAAAUCCUGUUCCCAGUACUUUCUUUGAAAAGCCCUCACAAUGCACAGUGCCUCAGAUAGCCCCCAGAAGAGAGUCAUGUCAACAGUGAAGCCAGUCAGCUCCAGAACAAAGGCUUUUAAACCCAUACUACUAAGGACAUCUGAAAACAAGCCUUAAAGCACUAAGAGAAUCCAAAUAAUAUAAAUAAUAGAAUAUACAAUAUUCAAAAAGACAGCACCCAGAAUGUGGAGUUAUAAUGUUUGGCAACUGAUCACAAAUUAUCAGGCACACAAAGAAUCAAGAAAGCGGGGCUGGGGGUUUAGCUCAGCGGCAUAAGCACCUGCCUUGCAAGCAGGCGGUAGUGAGUUCGAUCCCUGGUAAUGAUAAAAAUGAAAAAAGACCAAAAAAAAAAAAAAAAAAAAAAAAAAAAAUCAAGAAAGCCAGGUAUGGUGGUGCAUGCCUGUAAUCCCAGUACUUGGGAAGCUGAGGUGGGAGGAUACACAAGUUUGAGAUCAGGCUGAGCUAUAUAUAGCAAGUCCUUAUCUCAAAAAACAAAACUAGUGGGCUGGGGAUUUAGCUCAGCGGCAUAAGUGCCUGCCUUGCGAGCAGGCAGUCGUGAGUUUGAUUCCCCGGUACCGAUAAAAAGGAAAAAGAAAAACAAAAAAAAACCAAAAAAAAAACAAAAACCCCAAACCAACCAACCAAACAAAUCAAUCAACAGGGGCUGGGGUAGCUCAGUGGCGUAAGUGCCUGCCUUGCAAGUGUGAGGUAACGAAUUCGAUCCAGGUACCACCUUAGAAAAAACCCAAGAGACUGUCUAGGUCUGACCCAGAAAAUACAAAGAUGGAGAAACAGACAAGGAUGUUUUAAAAAGUUAUUAUAAAUAUGCUCUACAUGUUCAACAUGGAAGACAGAAACUUGAACAUGAGAAAAGUGAAAUACAUAGUUUCAGAAAAAAAAUGAAGGGACGGGGACUCAGGAAAAAGCAAAAAAUACUUGAAGCACAAUGGCCUGAACAUUUCCAAAUGUGAAAAAAAAACCUAUAGUCAUAUAUUUAAGAAGAAGAAUGAUUAUCAAGGAGUAAAUAAACAAAACUAAACAAAAGCACCUACUAACCAAACUGCUCAAAAAUUCAAUGAUGAUUACAAAAAUCUUGAAUCAACUGAGGAAAAAAAAUGACAAGUGGUACAAAGGAAAAAAGUGGCAGAUUUCUCCAGACUCUCUGCAAGCCAGAAGCUAACAGAGCAACAUUAGCUGGGUGUGGUGACACACACUGUAAUCCCAGCACUCUGGGAAGCUGAGGCAAGAGGUGGCAUGCUGGCAUCUAGCCAGGGUACUUCAGCAACUAAAUGAGACCUUGUCUCCAAAAUAAAAAGUAAAAACGGCCAAAAUGUAGAUCAGUACGAAGGCCCUGGGUUCAAUCCCUAGUACAGGGAUGGUAAGGGCAGAUGGUAUAAUUUCCUGAGAAAAUACUUCCAUGGGUGAAAAUCAUUGAAGCAAGUGUUACUUUUUUGUUGGCACACACUUGCAGUACAUAGGGAUCACACUCAUUGUGGGGAGCAACAAUCUUUUAAAUAUUUCAAGUUUGUCAGUUUAGAAUUCCAUACUCAGCCAAAUCAUCUUGCCAAACUGGAAGUGGAAUAACACUUCUCAAAAAGCUGAGGAUGGGACAUGAGAAAACCUUCAUCUCCAAUACUGAAGCAAGUUUAUCAGGCGGAAGAAAACCAGACACAAGUGUCAAAGUACAAAGUGAAAUGAACAUCACCAGGAAUGGUAAAUAUAUGAGUGAAUAUAAAGAUGCCUCCCUAUCUUGUAAAUUAAAAUGUUACUUUUGGAGAUGAAAUAAUGAAGUGCACAAUCAUAGUAUAUUAGAAGUAAAACAUAUGACAAGGAGAAAUGAAAACAUAAAAACCUUCCCACAGUUGUGACAUGCUACUCAUUGUAGUACAUGUUUAUGGAAACCUCAUUUAAAAUCAUUUCAAAACCAAGAGUACAGCUAGUAAGUAAAUAUGAGAGAAAAUAAAAAAUUCUAUCAUAAAAAUAAUUCAAAAAGAAGGUAUACAAAGGAAAAAGCAGCUGAGGAAUAGAUGAAAAAAUGCUAAGAUGGUAGAUUUGAACCCAAAUGUACUUUUUUUUUUUUUUUGUCUUUUUGAGACAGGGUCUCUAUGCAGUUCAGGUUGGCCAUGAGCUCACUCUGUAGCCCAGGCUGGUCUCAAACUUGCAACAAUCCUCCUGCCUCAGCCUCCCAAGUGCUGGAAUUACAGGCAUGAGCCACCACGCCUGGCUCCAAAUGUAUUUUUUCCCAACCAUACUGAUAAUUAAAUGUAAAUGAUUUCCAGCAUUGUAAUUAAAAGGCAGACGUAACUGGAAUGGACUUAAAAGCAUGAGUCUUGAGUAUCUGCUGUCUCCAAGUAAGCCACUUCAUGUAAAAAAUAAGGUGAGUGGUAGGUCACUUAACUCAGCAUGUAUGAUGGCUUGGAAUUGAUCUUAGCACCACCAAAACACAAAGGACAUAAGGUAUGUUCAAAGUGAAAAGAGAAAAAAAAGAUGCUAUGCAAACACUAAGGAAAAAAUAGCUGAAAGUCUACAGAUAGCACAGCAAGGAGAUUUUUGAACAAGGAUAUUCUUUGUCUGAAAUGGUUGAGACCAGAAACAUUUCACAUUAUUUUUCAGGUUGUGGAAUAUCAGCAUAGAAGUAAGAUACCUUGCGAGUAAGUCCCGUGUCUAAAAUCAAAAGUCACUUUCACUUUAUAUACACUGAAGUAUUUUGGAUUAGUGAUGAGCAACUUAUGUUACUAGGAACGAAGGAAAUUUUAUAUCGUGAAAGAGUUAAUCAUCUGUUAAUCUGUAACACAGCUUUGAAAUAUAUGAAGCAAAAUCUGAUAGAAGUACAAAGAAAAAUACAGAAAUAACUGUAGUAUCAGAUUUAAAAAGCAUCCUGGGUAGAGGGAAGGAGCUCAGUGACAGAGCACUUGUCUAGCAUGACGCCCUAGGCUCAAUCUUCCGCAGCAGCAGCAGCAACACCCCCAACACAGGCACAGAGUGCAUGCAUGUACAGAAGGCUUCAAUACCAUCAGCUUGAUAUUUACAGUAGCUUUCAUACAAAAACAGAACAUUAAUUCAACUUAAAGAAACAGAGAAAAUUCUUUUAUAUCAUGCGCUGACCCAUACAAGUAUCAACACAUUUAAAAGGACUAAAAUCAUACAAAAAUGUUCUGUAACCUUCAGAGAAUUUAGAAAUCAACGAUGUGGAAUUCCCAAAUAAUUGAUCUGGUACACUCGGGCAAGGGGUCAAGAAAUCUGGCAAGUCUCUAGCCAGACUGAACAAAAGAGGACACAAAAAAGAUGUAGAUCAUCCUAAGUCUACAGCUAUUUGAAAAAAAUUGAACUCAUGAUUAGAAAUCAUCCAACAAAGAGAACUCAGGCCCAGAGAGCUUCACUGGUAUAUCUGCUAAACAUUUAAGAAAACACCAGUCUAUGUUCUCUCCAGAAAACUGAAGAGGCACCUUAUUCCAUGAGGUUGUAUUAAGCUGAUACUAAGACAGUAUUAGAAAUAUUCCCCAUGAAUAUAGAUGUAAAAACCCUCAAAUAAACAACCGUGUAUCGGAUCCAGGACUACAGGAAGAAAUUACACCACAAGGGGCUGGGGAUUUAGCUCAGUGGCAUAAGCGCCUGCCUUGCAAGCAGGCAGUCGUGAGUUCGAUCCCUGGUACCCAUAAAAACGAAAAAGACAAAAAAAAAAAAAAAAAAACAAAAAAAAAACAAAAAAACAAAAACACCACAGAGGGAGAGUAAUUCUGAGGAAGCAAAGCUGGCUUAAAAUUUAAAAAGAAAUGUAAUUCACAAUACCAAAAAUUACAAAAGAAAAAAUACUUCAUCUAAAACAGCCAGAAAAAGCAUAAGAAAAAUUCAAAAUUCACUAAGGAUUUUAUUUACCUUCAAAUUUGUAGGCUAGAGAUAAAUGAAUAGAAUAACAUUUUCUAUCCAAUCAUUUUCUCUAGCCACUUUCCAUUUUCCAAAGUUUAAUUACCAGAGCAGGGAAUAUGCCCUGAACUGAACUCAACACUUUGGAAACAUUUAAGAUUUUUUUCUGAGCAACAGCUCUUGCAUGUAGUUCAAACUGGCUUCCAACUCGCAGUGAACCUUCUGCCUCAGUCUCUGAGUGCUUGGAUUACAAGCCAUACACCAUCAUACCCAGCUAUGUUUAUGAUAUUAAAAAAAAAAAUCUCUCGGCAAAGUAGGACUUCAGCUGAUGAAGGAUGUCUUUUUUUUAAAAAGUCUUAUAGCUAAGGACUUUAAAAAGACAAAGACCAGGACAUACGCACUCACAACUUUUACCUGGCAUUGGACUGGAGGUCCUAGAGAAUAAGGUAAGAAAAAAAUAAGUAGAGAUUACGAAUGAGUAAGAAUUAUCUGUAGACAACCUGACUGUAAGGAAAUGUCACACAGCCUGCAAAAACUAGAUCUAGUGAGUUUAGCAAGCCUGCAGACUAAAACUUUUCAUUUCCUUAUGUUAGAAAUAAACAAAUAUCACUUACAUUCACUUGGAAAAGUCUGAAAUAUGUAGGGAUAAAUUUAACCGAACAUAGGCUAGAACUGUACAUUGGCAAUUAUAAAACACUGCUAAAAGAAACUAAAAAACAGCUAAAUAAUGGAGAUAUAUACCAUGUUCACGGACUGGAAGAUUCAACAUUCUCCCCAAAUUAAUGUACGAAUUUAAGAGAAACUAUCAAAAUUGCCACAAAACUUUCUGAGAAAAAAAAAGUUGAUUCUAAAAUCAAUGUAGAAAGCUCAAAACAAUUUUAUAAAGGAACAAAAGUGGUGAACUUGCACUGUGUGAUAUGAACAUUACCAUGAAGUUAAGAGUAUGGUACUAGCAAGGCAUGAUGGUGCACCUAGAAGACUGAGGCAGGAGGAUGGACAGCUGCUAGGUUGAGGCCACCGGGGGCUACACAGCGAGUCCAAGGCUAGCCUGAACUACCCAGUAACACCCUGUCUCACAGAGCCAACCAAACCAAACCAAACCAAACCAAACCAAACCAAACCAGUAUGACAGUAUUAUAACAGAUAUGUAUGAGGUACCAUCAAAAAAAUGGUGAAUGUGUAAUUUUUAAAAAUUACAGCAAAGUACAAUAAUCGCCCUUACUCCCAACACUCUUAACCUAUUGUUCCUGCCAGUUUCUGAAGCAAUUCUAGAUGUUCUCUUUAUUCAGCAUAUUUAGUUGUGCUGUCAUAGCAGCCUUGGUGUCAUGAAUCAGUUCUGGUUUGAUGUAGGCACAAACCAGAAGUCAUACGGUACAUAUCAAAUCAGUAAAGAUAUACCACAGUAUGUCUUCUGGUUGGAUGGCCACCAGCAACAGAAUUCACUGAAUUUUUUAUUAUACGUUUUAAAGGUUCUCACAAAGAGAACUUCCACAAGUGCUGCACAAAUGGCAAGAAGGGGUGCAGUAGUGUAUCCCUGUAAUCCCAGCACUCAGGAGGCCAAAGGAGGAUUGCCACCCAAACUACAUAGCAAGACCCUGUCUCACGUCUUCCCCCCAAAUGGCAAGAAUGAUAAGUGUGUUCCAAGCAGAGGGAGUAUUCUGAGGGAGAAUAAUGGCAAUGUCUUUUAUUGUAAUACGUUUUAAAAAUUUAAACACACUGCCUUUUUAAAUCAGUUCUUAUAUCAACACAACAGAAUACAGGUUCAGAAAGGGUGAAUUGAGGCUUCUCUGACAAAGAUGCAAAGGUAAACUCAAAGCAGAAGGGACAGUAUUUUCAAUAAGUGAUGUUAGGAUAAGUAGUUAUUUAUAUGUGAAGCAUGAAUAUUCAAUUUUACAUCAUAGUAAUAAUUUAACCUGAAACAAUAUUACAAAGAUAAAUAUAAACCCUAAACCUGUAAGACCUGAUGAAAAGUUACAUUUUUAUCACACUGAGUGAUAAAUUUGUAAAAUUUAUAAGAUGAGGUGUAAGAGACACAAAACCCAUGAAACUAUUGAUUGGGGAUGGGUAAGUGACUCUGUGGGGGAGCUCUUGCCUUGCAUGCAUAGAGCCAUGGGUUCAAUCCCCAGCAACUCCACCCUGACAAACAAGCUGAUCCAAUAGAUUUAAUCGCAAUUUUACAUGUCAGGUCCUCAAAAGACACAUGAGAAGAUGACAAUGUGCCAGGCACUUAUGGCACUGCCUAUAAUCCCAGCAACUGGGAAGCUGCGGUAAGAGGAUCAUCAGGAGUUUGAGGUCAGCCUGGGCUACGUAGUGAGUUCAAGGUCAGCCUCUACUACGAGAUGAAACCUUGUCUCAAAAAUGAAAAACACAAAGAAACAAAGAAAAGGGAGACACAAAGAAAACUAGCGUAAAAUUUGCACUUAUAACCCAAACAACAAGCAAUCUCAUUUUAAAAAUAGGCAAGAAAUAUGAGUAGGUGUUUCAUCAAGAACGGGACAUAAGUAUAUGAAAAGAUACUCAGCAUCAUGUGCCGUCACAGAAAUGAAAACUCAACUGUUGUACCUUAAGUACAACAGCUAUUGUAAGAAAAAAUGAUACCACUAAGUGUUGGUGGGAAUGAGGGCCAACUCUCACACCUACCAAUUUUCCAGCCACAUUGGAAAAUGGUUUGGCAAUUUCUUAAAUAUCUACUUAAAUGAGAAACUGAGACAGGACUGCUGCAAGUCCAAAGCAGCCUACACUACAUAGUGAGUUUGAGGCCAGCCUAAACUAUACAGUAAGACCUUGUCUCAAACACACAUGCAUGCUGAAGACUAUGACUCCACAAUUACAGUCAAUAACCUAAAGGAAAAGUGUUGGGAGCCGCAGCCCCGAGCCCGGUCGCCUCACUUGGCGGACGUGAGGCCUGUAGUAAAGAGUAAAGCCUGAGGUAGAUUACCCCUCCCAUCGAGCACGUUAGUUUCCUGCUUACCGCGUAAGCAACCCGCUCAACAAUAUAGUCUGCCUGGCAACUGAUGAUGUUAGCCAAUCAGCUUGCCUUGCUUACUUUAACAUGAUUGGACACUGUAUCCGUAUAUAUACUGGUGCCACCCCUGGGGGGGAAGAAGAAGCCCGGAAGUAGAAGCCUAGAAGGAGCCGCGGGGAGCGGACCAAAGGAGGCUUCGGCUGGGAGCGAUCCCAGGGCAGGCUGUACGGAGAAGGAAAAUAAAAGAAAAGGUUGUCCACUGCCA